This is a messenger RNA of Cyphellophora europaea CBS 101466, 147 nucleotides long. RefSeq lists its product as uncharacterized. The coding region runs from base 1 to 147 and encodes 48 amino acids. Lineage: Eukaryota; Fungi; Ascomycota; Eurotiomycetes; Chaetothyriales; Cyphellophoraceae. The transcript has a single exon. The record is from RefSeq and is a predicted model, not a curated record.
AUGGCCGUCCUCGAUACCCGGCCAACCACCAACACAAGCCAUAGCACUCGGCUUGGGUUCACUCUUCAACCACUCCACGCUGCAUCAGAACAUUGGUUGGAAGCGUUUGCUCAACGACGAAUGUCUCAUAUAUACUGCGCUUCGUGA